Trichogramma pretiosum is the source of this 935-nucleotide messenger RNA. Its product is annotated as coiled-coil-helix-coiled-coil-helix domain-containing protein 7. The record is from RefSeq and is a predicted model, not a curated record. The coding region runs from base 301 to 645 and encodes 114 amino acids. The transcript is spliced from 3 exons. NCBI's taxonomy places the organism in Eukaryota, Metazoa, Arthropoda, Insecta, Hymenoptera, Trichogrammatidae.
UUCAGACGUAUUCUAACCUUUUCUUUGACAUUCGACGCAAAUCCGCAACGGUUCUAGCAGUCGAUAUCUCGCGGCUCUCGUCGCAGUAGGAAGCGCGAUUAUGAUAAUAAUCAAAACUCGCUUUGCAGCUUUUCCCGUAAACAGACGUGUGAUCGAGGAAAAUUUUUUAUCUCUAUCGCGCUGAAAAACUAGUGUGACACUGAAAAAUAAGUCAUCAAGAAUCGUCACGAAAACCGACCGGCUGUUGCAGCAGCGGCACCACCACGUGCACCCGGAAAUCGGUGAUAUAAACGCGCGAUCAUGACCGGUCUCGACGACGAAUUUCACAAGAGGCGCGAGGAGAGGCAGCGCAUCAGCGAACAGAAGAGGGAGGCUCAGAGAAAAGCCAACAGAUACGGCCAGGAGUCGGACAAUCCUUGCCUCAAGGAAAAACAGCUCUCCUUCGACUGCAUGGCCAGAUGCAAUCAGCAAAACUACGAGAAGGAGUGCGAGGUGUUCUUUGUGAAUUAUAAAAAUUGCAGGAAUUUUUGGUCUUCGGUGGAGAAACAACGCAAAUGGCAGGGCAUCGAGCCAAAUAUGCCACCGCCCGAGGAACGAGAGAAGAUAAGAGCCGAAUUUAUGGGAAAACUACACAAUAAAAGCUAAUUAUAGACGACGGCGACGAGCGCAUUUUCACUUGUAUAAAAUGUAAAUAAUAUCUGUAUAGAGAAGCUUGCACAUUGGACUCGUUAUUUCCAUUGUUAUCAAUAAUAAAGACGAUUAUUUUUAUAGUUUUGUAAAAUUUUUCAUAUAUUUUUACACAACUGAUCGUUUAUCCGUACGCAUAGGUUUGCUUCGUUAUACAUAAAUGCUUUUCAUUAUAAAUAAUAGUUAAUUAUUUUAUGUGAUAACGUUAAUUAGAAACGCCAUCUUAAUAAUAUGACAUUGAAGACACA